This is a messenger RNA of Microthlaspi erraticum, 3186 nucleotides long. The record is from the annotation of a GenBank genome assembly. NCBI's taxonomy places the organism in Eukaryota, Viridiplantae, Streptophyta, Magnoliopsida, Brassicales, Brassicaceae.
AUGGUGAAGCAGCUAGAAAAGCAGAGCGAUAGCCUUCCUCGGGACGACGAUCCCGUCGAGAAGACCAGAUCUCUCAUCUCUGCUCUCAACUACGUUUCUCGCGACCUCCUCUUGCCUCCUCACCUCUACGAUUCCGUUUCCUCCAUCUACCAUGGCUCCCUCUCCGAUGCCUCUCCUCCUCCGCCUCCUCCUCCUGAAAUUCGUUCGACUCCGUAUGGAGGUGAUUUGAUGAGUGAGUUCGAAGAGGCACUAUUGAAGCGGCGACCAAACUGUGAAUCAGCCUCUCGACUGACCAAAUUGAAAGAAAUUCGGGAUGAGAAUCAUAUCCAACACCGAUUAUCUCAGCUUGAAGGAUUGCCUUCCACUAGAGGUGAACGCUUGCAGGAAAAAUGUUUACUCGAGCUUUAUGGGCUUAAGCUACGAGAGCUGCAAUGCAAGGUUCGGGAUGAGGUGAGCUCGGAAUACUUGCUGCGUUUGAAGUGUACACGUCCUGAAAACCAACUAUAUGACUGGCACAUGAUGCGGUUGCCUCGCCAGCUUUAUGGGGUUGGAGACCCUUUUGCUAUGGAAGCUGAUGAUCAGUUCAGAAACAAGCGUGAUGCCGAGAGGUUAUCAAGAUUAGAACAAGAGGAGAAGAAUCUGAUUGAAACGACACAGAGGAAAUUCUUUGCAGAAGUACUCGAUGCUGUUCGUGAAUUCCAGUUGCAAAUUCAGGGGUCUCAGAAACGCCGUAAGCAAAGAAAUGAUGGUGUCCAGGCCUGGCAUGGAAGACAAAAGCAUCGCGCUACCCGAGCUGAAAAAAUAAGGAUUAUGGCCCUUAAAUCUGAUGAUCAAGAAGCAUACAUGAAACUAGCAAAGGAGAGCAAGAAUGAAAAACUAACCCUGUUUCUAAAGGAGACAAACAAAAUCUUUAUUAGUUUAGGUGCUGCAAUCCAGCGUCAGAAAGAUGCCAACCUUGUGAAAGGCUCAGAAUCUGACUUAUCUGAAGUUGAUGCUCAAUGGAAUGAAACGCCCAAUGAUAAUGACGAUUCUAAUGACUUACUACAAGGCGAGAGGCAGUAUAACUUGGCUAUCCAUUCAAUACAAGAUAAGGUGACGAAGCAGCCAUCACUUUUACAAGGUGGAGAACUAAGAUCCUACCAAUUGGAAGGGCUUCAAUGGAUGGUCUCUCUAUUCAACAACAACUAUAAUGGAAUUUUGGCUGAUGAGAUGGGUUUGGGAAAGACUAUCCAAACAAUCGCAUUGAUCGCGUAUCUUCUUGAGAAUAAAGAUGUGCAUGGGCCUCAUCUGAUUGUUGCUCCAAAAGCUGUGUUACCAAAUUGGGAAAAUGAGUUUGCAACAUGGGCUCCGAGCAUUGCCGCUUUUCUUUACGAUGGACCGAAAGAUAAAAGAAAUGAAAUAAAAGCAAGAAUUGCACAAGAAGGAAAAUUCAACGUAUUGAUAACCCACUACGAUCAUAUCAUGAAAGAUAAAUCGUUUUUGAAGAAAGUGGACUGGCACUACAUGAUUGUUGAUGAAGGACAUCGGCUGAAGAACCAUGAAUGUGCUCUUGCAAAGACUCUAAGGACAGGAGGCUACCGUAUUAAGCGCAGACUUCUAUUAACUGGGACUCCCAUACAGAACAGUCUGCAGGAACUAUGGUCGCUGCUCAACUUUCUCCUUCCUCACAUCUUUAACUCAGUUCAGAAUUUCGAAGAAUGGUUUAAUCCUCCUUUCGCAGAACGUGGUAGUGCCAAUCUUACAGAUGAAGAGGAGUUGUUGAUGAUUAAUCGUCUGCAUCAUGUCAUAAGGCCGUUUCUACUGAGAAGAAAGAAAAGUGAAGUUGAGAAAUUUCUUCCUGGAAAGACACAGGUCAUACUCAAGUGUGAUAUGUCGGCUUGGCAAAAAUUGUAUUACAAACAAGUCACAGACGUUGGCAGGGUCGGUCUUCAAACGGCGAAUGGGAAAUCAAAGAGUCUACAGAAUCUGACAAUGCAAUUAAGAAAGUGCUGUAACCAUCCGUACCUAUUUGUUGGAAGAGACUAUGACAUGUGGAAGCAGCCGGAGAUUGUGAGAGCUUCAGGGAAGUUCGAGCUCCUUGAUCGCCUCCUUCCAAAACUGAGAAAAGCCGGACACAGGAUUCUUCUCUUCUCUCAGAUGACUCGUCUCAUCGAUCUUCUCGAGAUUUACUUGACACUCAAUGAGUAUAAGUACCUCAGACUCGACGGUACCACAAAGACGGACCAGAGAGGAUCUUUACUGAAGCAAUUCAACGAACCGGACUCUCCUUACUUCAUGUUUCUCCUGAGCACACGUGCCGGUGGUCUUGGUUUGAACUUGCAAACUGCAGACACUGUGAUUAUAUUUGACAGUGACUGGAAUCCACAAAUGGACCAGCAGGCGGAGGAUCGUGCGCAUCGGAUAGGGCAGAAGAAGGAAGUGAGAGUGUUUGUUUUGGUUAGCAUUGGCUCCGUUGAAGAAGUUAUAUUGGAGCGUGCAAAGCAAAAGAUGGGCAUUGACGCCAAAGUCAUACAAGCAGGACUAUUCAACACAACUUCUACUGCUCAAGACCGAAGAGAGAUGCUGGAGGAGAUCAUGAGCAAAGGAACGAGCUCACUGGGGACAGAUGUGCCGAGUGAGAGAGAGAUCAACCGGCUCGCAGCUCGAACGGAGGAUGAGUUUUGGAUGUUUGAACAAAUGGACGAGGAAAGACGUCAAAAGGAGAAGUACAGGACUCGUCUCAUGGAAGAGAAGGAAGUUCCUGAGUGGGCUUACACUUCACAGACUCAAGACGACGAGUCUAAGACUUCGAAAUCCCUUUUCGGUAGCGUCACGGGUAAGCGGAAACGCAAAGAAGCAGUGUACAGCGACUCGUUAAGCGAAUCGCAGUGGAUGGAAGCGAUGGAGAGUGAAGGUGAAGAAGAAGAUGCUCCAAAAGUCUCUCAGAAAGGAAGGAGAAUAAGGAACACGAACAACACAAAGACACCAAUGAGUAAUAAUGGGUUAACGGUAGGGUCGAGUAGAAGUGAAGAGAAGGAAGAAGAUGAAGAAGAGAUGGAGGAGAGUGGGGAACAGAGCGAAGAAGAAAAUGAGAAGAAGCCAACAUUUGGUUGGAAUACUCUUAAGAAGAAGAAACGGUCAAGAUACUCUGCUGUGGCUUCUUCAUCUGACUCUAAAGCUAGAAGAAGCUCAAACGGAAGUAGAUGA